CUUCCAACAUCCGUCAGUUCGAAAUGAGUCGCCAGAAGAUUGGGAUCGUGGGCAGUGGCCUGAUUGGAAGAGCCUGGGCCAUGCUCUUUGCAGCCGCCGGGUAUUGGGUCCAGAUGUACGACAUCCUGGACACCCAGCUGACCACAGCCCUGCAGGAGCUGGAGAAGGAGCUGCACCGCCUAGAGGAGAAGGGUUCACUCCGGGGAAAGAUAAGAGCUGCCGAGCAACUUGCUCUCAUUGACGUCACCACAAAGUUGGACGAGCUGGUCAAGGAUGCCUUGCAUAUUCAGGAAUGCGUUCCCGAAGUACUGCAGCUAAAGCAGACACUCUACUCCCAGUUGGAUGAGCUCUUGGAUGGCAUCACGGUGGUGGCCAGUUCCACUAGCACCUUUAUGCCUUCUCUGUACAGCGAGGGUCUAAGCAGAAAAGAACAGAUGCUGGUGGCCCAUCCCCUGAACCCUCCCUAUUUUAUACCCUUGGUGGAGAUAGUGCCUGCUCCCUGGACCUCCAAGGAGGCUGUGGAACAGACCAAAUCCCUGAUGCUCAACAUUGGCCAGCGUCCCGUGACGCUAAACAGGGAGAUCGAGGGCUUCGCCACUAACAGGAUACAGUAUGCGAUCCUCAACGAGGUCUGGCGCUUGGUGGCGUCAGGAAUACUCACCGUGGCGGAUGUGGAUCGAGUGCUGAGCCAGGGUCUGGGACUGCGCUAUGCCCUCUUGGGAUCGCUGGAAACGGCUCAUCUUAAUGCUCCCGGAGGCGUGGCCGAUUACUUCCAUCGCUUCGGAGGAGAAAUCUCUGCUGUGAGUGCAACUUACGGAGCGACGCCCAACACCCGAGAGGAUGCUGUGACCCUCGCGGAGAUUGCCAAACAGUGCGAGGAGCUGGUGCCCAUCGAGGGAUUGGGGGAGAGGAGAGCCGUCCGCGAUGAAUUCCUCAUCCAGCUGGCCAAGCUAAAGAAGCAGUUUGAAUAGGAAAUUAAUUGCUGGAUUUUGUGUUCUGCCCUCUGAAUAAAGUGAGAAUCAAGUAAAUGGAACUGUGUCCCAUUUCCUUCGCUUGUCCCACCUCCUUC
Drosophila ananassae is the source of this 1069-nucleotide messenger RNA. RefSeq names its product lambda-crystallin (gene Had2). The transcript has 2 exons. Gene Ontology annotation, biological process: fatty acid metabolic process. The record is from RefSeq and is a predicted model, not a curated record. NCBI's taxonomy places the organism in Eukaryota, Metazoa, Arthropoda, Insecta, Diptera, Drosophilidae. Gene Ontology annotation, molecular function: oxidoreductase activity, acting on the CH-OH group of donors, NAD or NADP as acceptor; NAD+ binding. Bases 24 to 971 code for a protein of 315 amino acids.